Penicillium concentricum is the source of this 1026-nucleotide messenger RNA. Its product is annotated as BRCT domain protein. The record is from RefSeq and is a predicted model, not a curated record. The coding region runs from base 1 to 1026 and encodes 341 amino acids. NCBI's taxonomy places the organism in Eukaryota, Fungi, Ascomycota, Eurotiomycetes, Eurotiales, Aspergillaceae. The transcript has 4 exons.
AUGGGGAAGCCAUUCCAAAGAAUUCAUGCCGCUAUCGUAGGCAAAUUCGAAGACGGCGUCGGCGAAAAGAUCCCACAGUGGAUUAGAGCAAAUGGAGGGCAGUUUUCGAGAGAUGUGAACUCGCGAGUUACCCAUCUCAUUGCCACAAAGGAGGCGUUCAAAAACAAUGCAGCUUCAGUGGCGACUGCUAAGAAGACUAGCACGGUCAAGAUCGUCUCAUACGAUUGGCUUGAAGACUCGCUGUUGUCAGCCACCCGCCGGCCAAAGCCUGAAGAGCCAUAUCUUCUGAAGAAUCUGAUGAAGCCCGAGAAGAAGGAAGUCUCGAGAAAGAAGGCCACGCCGAAGUCCUCAAAGGUGGUCAAAGAGGUCAAAAAACGUCGGAUAGCUGAUCCUUUCCUCAGCCUAAAGGGCAAAAGCAAACCCGUGCGUCGGGUGUACCAGGACAGAAAGACCAAGGUGGUUUACAGCACCACCUUAUUCCGCCCAUCGAAACCACCAGGCACUAGCAGAGAAAAAUGCCAAUUGACUGUAAGUCAUAUUGUGGCAGUGCGUGAAUGUUUCCAUAAUAUUGAUAUUACCCAGCUUUUCGAAUCCAUCGCUGAACCACACACCUACUCGGCCUACACCAAAUUCAGUCGCAUUGGCACAUCCAAUGUCGAAAUUCUGGCGGGGCCAAGGUGCAAACUGGAGCUUGCCGUGGACAAAUUCAAGCAGUUCUUCAAAGAACAGACUGGCAAGGAAUGGGACAAAAGGGCAAGCGGAAAGAUGCCACCCCCAAAGACAGGCCCGAACGGAAAGAGUUUGCCUGUUCACGAGGGGUGGUUCUAUCUCGAGGAAAAGAUGACCAUUAUUGGUGCAUUCCUCAGGGAACCCCAGAACACAAGUUCUCAAGGAUCGACUGGCGACGUCGCAUGCGAUCGCACCCAAGAGGGCGGUAUCGAUGAUAAGAUGGCAAAUCAUCACGUUGAAGAUGGGGACGAAUACGGAUCUGAGGCUGAUGGUGAGGAUGAUGAAAUGGAUAGCUAG